UUGAAAAACUGUCAGAAAAGCAUCUUGUACCGGCUGUUAUUUUUUGUUUUUAUUUAAAUUUUCUCUAUUAUAAACGAAACGAUUCCAUUCCAGUGUUAAUAAAAUCAUAGUAUUCCAGUGUUUAACUAAAUGUUGUGUUUUACGUGAACCAAUUUAGCAGCGGUCCUUUUCACUAGGUUAAUAUCAACAUAACCUCAAAAUGGAUUCGGACUUCAGCAAGCUAUUGCAGCAGGCUGAGCAGCUCACCACGGAGAUCGAGGGCAAUGAGGAGCUGCCCCGAGUGGAGCGAUCGCUCGGGCAGGUGCUCGAGGCCUCCCAGGAGCUGUACUCGCGGGUGGUGCAGUCUGGAGCCAAUGACAUCCAAGCCCAUUUGCUCCUGGGGUCAAAAGGAAUAGACUUACAAAAGAUAUCACAGAAACUUGAAACUCUAAGUUCUAAAAGGACAUUUGAACCACUUCAGCCUAUUGCAGACUCAGACAUUGAAAGUUUCUUAAAGAAUGAAAGAGAGAAUGCUAUUCUAUCACUGAUUGAUGAAGUAAACAAAAAUUCCCUUCAAACCACAGAAGAUCAGAAAUGGGAACACAUGCUGUCAGAGUGGAAUAAUGAGAAAAUCAAGUUAAUGAAUGCUAUGAUUGGGCCUUCACAAAACUGGUUGGACCUGAAGCGUAUUCCGGAAACUCCUAGCAUGGCCGACACUCCUAAGAAGUUUGGCCGCUCUAUGCUGGAUGGUACAGAGUCAGCAUAUGCUAAACAAGUGCACCAGUAUAACAAGUUAGUCUUCCAAGGAGCAAAGUCAAGGACAGCACUUCACCAGAAGUUUGCCCAGGUGGCUGAUGAACUGAAUGAUCCUAAAGUGAAAGAAAUGUGGGAGAUAGUAAAAACAAUGGCCAACAUACCAGCUUUGGCCCGUGAUGAGGAUCCACUGAAGGCGAGAGGAAACCCAACCAUCCAACAGUGUCUGAUAGCUCAGGGAAAAUCGUAUUUGGAAAAGAGAUACAAACAGUACAUGGGCGACGUGGUCCGCGCUAACCCUGCGGCGGCGAUGCGCGGCGGGGAGCCCGGCACCUACCCGCUAGUGCGCGGCUUCGUGGGCCUCCGCCUGCAGGGGCAGAACGUGCAAGGGUUAACUGAUGGAGUGAUAGACGAGCGCCCGCUCUGGCCCAUGGUGUACUACUGUCUGAGGAGUGGGGACGCUAAUGCGGCGCUGCACUGCUUGCGGAAGGCUGGACGUGACCACGAGGAGUUCAUAUCAGCCCUGGAGGAGCACAUCCGCUGCCCGGAGAAGCCGCUGAGCGACAAACUGCAGACGGCGGUCAACUUCCAGUACCGGAUCCAAGUGCGCAACUCCACUGACCCCUACAAGAGAGCUGUGUACUGCGUGGUGGGGUGCUGCGACGCGGGCGAGGAACACGGGGAGGUGGCUCGCUCGGCCGACGACUACCUGUGGCUGAAGCUGUCCGUCAUCAAGGCAAGAGGAGGGGAGACCAGCGAGUUCUCGUACUCGGACCUGCAGAAGAUGAUACUGGAGGAGUAUGGUGAAACACACUACCAUGCCUACGAGAAGCCGUUGGUAUAUUUCCAAGUAUUAACGCUCACUGGACAGUUCGAGCCAGCCAUCGAGUUCUUGUCCAGAAUCCCGAGAUAUCAAGUCCAUGGCGUCCACAUGGCGUUAGCACUUCACGAUGUCUACAUGCUGGGCACCCCGCGCAACGUACAAGCACCUUUACUGUCAGUGGACACGGAGGACCCGGCGCCGCUGCGCCGCCUCAACCUGGCGCGCCUGCUGCUGCUCUACGUCAGGAAGUUCGAGCUGACAGACCCGUCCGAUGCUCUGCAUUACUACUUCUUCUUGAGAAACCUGAAAGACCCUAGCGGCAAGAACCUCUUCAUGUGUUGCUGCACGGACCUGGCUCUCGAAAGCCGAGACUACGAGCUUCUCUUCGGCCGCAUGGACGCGGGCUCCGGGCUCCGCAGCCAGGGCUUGCUGGACCAGUUCAACAACCCGCAUAUAGAUAGUCAAGUGAUUGCGCUGAAUGUCGCGGAACAGCUGGUGAAUAAGGGGCUGUUUGAGGAUGCUAUCACUAUGUAUGAUAUUGCUGGGAACCUAGACAAAGUGCUCGAACUCUUCUGCACGCUGCUAGCACAAGUGGUGCACGCCAGCGGAGGCGGCGGGCUGCGGCAGCGGCUGUCCUCACUAGCACAGCACGUGUCGCGCCGCCUGCGCUGCGACGCCGCCGCGCUGCCGGCCACGAAGGUCGAUGCGUAUAACAAGCUGUGCAAGCUGAUGACCUUCUUCGAUCAGUUCCAUGCGGAUAAUUAUGAUGCCGCUUUGGAGACGCUCCGCGAAUGCUCGCUCGUCCCGCUCUCGCCCUCUGAGCUGGACAACUGCGUGUCGGGCGCGCGCUCCGCCCGCGGGGAGUUACUGCGGACACUACCAGCUGUGUUGCGAGCCGUGUGCACCAUACUGCUGGCGCAGAGGCAGCGGCUGCGGGCUAAUGCUGACCCGCGCGCGCCGCAGGGCAGUAGCAAGCAAGUCGAAUGGCUGCGCGAGCAAGCAGAAGUCCUCAAUACGUUCGCGGGUAACAUCGCGUACAGGAUGCCCGGAGACACGUACAGCCAGCUCGCGCAGAUGCAGAUCCUCAUGCACUAGACUGUACCAGGUGUUGUUAAGAACUUAGUGUUAAGGUAGGCAAUAAAGUAUUUUUAUUUAAUGUCA
This is a messenger RNA of Plutella xylostella (diamondback moth), 2716 nucleotides long. Its product is annotated as nuclear pore complex protein Nup93-1. Gene Ontology annotation, molecular function: structural constituent of nuclear pore. Gene Ontology annotation, biological process: poly(A)+ mRNA export from nucleus; protein import into nucleus. The record is from RefSeq and is a predicted model, not a curated record. NCBI's taxonomy places the organism in Eukaryota, Metazoa, Arthropoda, Insecta, Lepidoptera, Plutellidae. Gene Ontology annotation, cellular component: nuclear pore.